CAAUUGAGAAGAGGCGGUGUGCGUGUCUAGGGAGUGCAUGGGAGUCUCUAAUACAGGACAAGCCCAGAAGGACCCCUUCUUUUUUCCCUCCUCCUGCUUUGCGUACAAAAAAACCACACGAGAUGCUGCUGGAGGGCUCUAAAAAUAGGUUGCCCCCCACCCCAGGCUGAAAGGUCCCGCCUGCGCAACGGCGAGCCUUAAGUUCACCCAGCCACCACCCGCGGAUGUAAGAGUCCGCAGUUUGCACAGGAUCUCAGCAGAUCUCCGCAAGGGGGGGCAGAUCCUUUCCCCCCUUGCCCCGCCCCCGUUUCUCUUUUCCUGGGUUGACCCCAGAUCUGCUCUACCCGGGGAGGAGGAGGAGGACGGAUCUCGGAGGGGGGAGCGGCUUCUGGGCGGCGGGGCUGCUCUCUGGAUCUGUCUCGCCGCCUUCUUCUUCCUCCUCCUCCUCCUCUUCGCCUCCCCCUCCGCUCGCGCCGCUGCCUUUCCAUAAACAUCUGGAUCAGGGGAGGGGCUUUUUUUCCGCCCCUCUCUCUCUCUUUUGGAGGGGCUCUGAGCAAUUGGCAACCUCUGAAUGGCUCCGGGGGAGAGGAAAGCGCGAGUAGAAGUUUAGGUUUCACAGUGAUAGAAGAACGUUUUAGGUUUAAACCAUGCCUGUCCCUCCUCCUCCAGCUCCUCCCCCUCCUCCAACACUUGCCUUGGCGAGUACAGAAAAGCCGAACUUAAACAGAUCAGAGCAAGCAGGACGGAAUGCUCUUCUCUCCGAUAUUACCAAAGGGAAGAAACUUAAGAAGGCUGUUACCAAUGACAGGAGUGCCCCAGUCUUCGAUAAACCUAAAGGGUCUGGUGGUGGAGGUGGCUUCACGAGCAGCAGCAGCAGUGGUGGUGGCAGCGGCGGUGGUGGUGGCGGCAGCUAUGGUGGAGGAGGACCACCUGGUUUAGGAGGUCUGUUCCAGGCAGGGAUGCCCAAACUCCGAUCUGCAAACAGGGAUAACGAUUCUCCAGGAAGCAGGGCUCCAGUGUUCCCACCGGGAGGAAAAGCAACGUCUGCAAAGCCCUUUUCACUCCCGGGUGGUGCAGGGCGGUUUGCAGGCCCUUCUCCCGGGCAAAGAACUGCCGUUCCAGAGCCACAGAGGAGCCGAAUGCCUCCACCGAGACCUGACCCUGGUUCCAGGGCUGAUAUGGGCGCUCCUCCCGUGCCAAAUACUCCAAGACCUGUCCCAUCAACGCUGUACAACCGAGGACCCCCUCCUGUGCCCGGAGCCAGCAGGCAAGUCAGCUUAGGCCUCACACCUCCGCCUUUCCCCGGAAAUCGAUUCGGAGGGUCCCUCCGCCAGUCAUCGCAAGGGGGUCAUCCUCCUCCUUUCGCAAACAGGCCUCCUCUUCCUCCGGCCCCAGGCAGGCCCACAGAAGACAAGCCUCCGCCUCCUCCACCCCCAGCAGGAAGCAGGCCACCUCUCAACCGGGAAGCUUCCUUGCCCCCGCCUCCUCCACCUCAAAACAACAGGCCUCCAGUUCCUUCCACGCCUCGGCCAUCCUUUGGCUCUCCGGUCCCUCCUCCACCACCUCCAAGCAGGCCAGGCCCGCCUCUGGUUCCACCGACGUCUGGCGGAAAUGAUGAGAUGCCGCGGCUUCCUCAGAGGAAUAUAUCGCUAGCGUGUCCUUCUCCGCCGAGCCUGCCUGGCUCUUGUCGCUCUGGACCUCUCCCUCCACCACCAGGAGAGAGGCCGCCACCUCCCGUCAGAGACCCGCCCAGCAGAUCAGGACCCCUUCCUCCACCUCCGCCACCAAUAAGCAGAAACGGUAGCACUUCACGGGCUUUGCCAGCUACCCCACAGCUUCCUUCCAGAGUCGGGCUUGAUAAACACAGAGGCGGACCACUUCCUCCUCCACUUCCUCCUGACAGGCCUGCUUCUGGAGCGCCUCCCCCACCACCGCCACCUUCGUCCGCCAUGCGAAAUGGUUUCCAGGAUUCUUCAUGCGAUGAUGAGUGGGAGAGCAGAUUUUCCUUCCAUCCUAUGUCUGACCUGCCACCUCCAGAGCCGUAUGUGCCAAUGAACAAAAGCUACCCCAGUAAACUAGCAAGGAAUGACAACAGAAGUGGAUCCAGUCGUAGAGAAAGAGGUGCUCCGCCACUUCCACCUAUUCCAAGGUGAAGUGGGGCUGUUGACCUCUUUGGGGAUGUGACUGCUUUUCUGAAAUUUCCCUUGAACCCAGCAGUCUUGUCAAAAGGUUUCCUUUCAUGCCGCACUUUUUUGGAGGGGCUGGGGAAUCCCACUCUUGGUAUCAUUUUCAGAUCAAGCCGUCAGAAUCCUGCUCAGGUUAUUCCUGCCGAUUUCCACCUUGGUUCUACAAAUCAAAGAUUUUGUGAACUGUAAUCCAAAUCCCCAUUUAUGGGGAAUUUUAAGUUACUUUGAAAUUAAUGGGGACUUGGUUCCAAUAAGGUGCUUAAUAUUGGGGGAGCAGUAUAUUAUUAUUACUAUUGUUACCUUGAAAACUGUCUUGCAAGGCAAGUGGGGACUGUAUGGAUCACAUUUUGGAGCCCAGUCCAAGUCUUGCCAGUACCAUCAAAAAGAGCCAAGACUUUCAGCUUGUCUUGUAGUGCGGGACAAUAACAUUUUACAAAAUUCAAGUCUCUGUUACAUUAACCUGAAACAUAGCUUCCUUGACAACCUUCUGUAUUUCUUUCCAUGAUAAAGAUGAUUCGUAGCACUUCUCUCCCCCCCCCAAUUGCAGUCUUGUCUGAGAUUACUGAUCAAAUUGAUCAAAUUAGUUUGACGAUUAGAGGUAGGGGGAAAGAACUACACGGCACAACUUUUAAUACAUUCCAUCUCUGGAAAGAGUUGGGAUUCAUUGUAUGUGACAUUCUUACUCUCUCUCAGGCAAUCUGCGAAAACUUUAAUGAAUUGUAGCCCUUCAGAGACCAAAAGAAUGUUGCACUGUGUUUGCCAAAGCAUUGGUAGCAACUUUUAACAAAUCCACCGAAAAUGCCUAUGUCACAAUUCAGGGCAGUACAUGCACGGAAGCAGGCUUCCAGGCAUGUAAAUCUAGCUGGAGGGAGGGAGGUGUCUACAACCAAAUACUGUGUACACAGAUCCUCCCUCCUGUCCCAGAGGCAGGGACCGUUUGCUCAGACAUCUCCAUUUUCUUUAUUAAAAAAACAAACAAAUAGCUAAGAUCUUGCAGGUGGACUUUUCAGCAUUGGAAACUGGGGUGUCUUCUAGCCAAACAGCUGGAUUGGUGGAGUUUCAUAUUUUGGAAGAAGAAGAAAAAAGAAUUUGGGGCUUGCGGGUGCUACAAAACAACAAGAUUCAAGAUGUCAUUGUCAUCUUGGAAGUUAAGUUCUUCUUUUGCUAACAGUCAUGCUGUUGGGCUUUUCCUCUGGGGUGAGUUUUACCCCAUGGUUUCUGAAUUGGUGGUUCUGCAAAACAAAUCGUUGUAAAGCUCUCUCCUUUGAACUAUGCAAGGCAAAUAUUCAAAGUUAGUGUAUAUAAGCAACAAUAGAUGCUAAUAAGACUCUUUCUGUGGCUUUCUGCUAACACCUCUGCCCUGAGCUUCCAUUUCUUUCAUGGUACCAUUGAAACUGUUCUUAGCUAUGAAAAUAUUUUUUUUAUUUUGGCUCCUGUGUGCUGAAGACACUCCCCUCUCCUUUGAUGUGGCAGCUGUUAAUCAAGCAUCCAGCUGCAAGCAGGAAGUGUCAGCAAGAGACAUUUGGUUGACCUGUUACAAGCUCUUUCCUUUCCACGAGGUGCAAAACAGCUGGACAGCAUUUUAAAGUUACGGCUUUGUUGCAAAAUUUCAUUACUUUUCGCAGGAAUUUUCUUGUCAUUCUGACAGUUGAUAAGUGCAUUUACUCUUUCACAACCGAUUCACCUUUACACACAUGAGAGAAAUGUGGUCCUUAAUUGGAACAUGAUUGAGAAUGGAAUGACUAUUUAUGGAAGCUCUGAAGAUGGCUCUCUUGUACACAUUACUAUGCAAAUUGGAGACAAAGGGAUGACUUUCCUGGUGAUGUCAUGAAGGAAAAAGUGGGAAGAUGGAAGAUGUGUAUUAUAGUAUAAUAAUAUCCAAAGUUAAGUUGUGGUGGGACAGUUGGAGCAAGAUUUCCUUAGAGAUGCACAUGAAAAGUAUACUUAGAUCUUUGGGGAAGCUUUGAAAAGGAACUCAGAAAUAUUCACAAUGGUGCAGCCAAGGUUGCACUUUGCUUUAGACCAGAGGUUCCCAAACUGUGGUGGUCCAUGAGCUUCAUUCAGGUGGUCUGUGGCAUGUCUGUGAAGAACACUUACAAUUUGAAUUUAAUGGAAUUCAGAUGGUAAUAAUAGUAAAGUACAAUAUAAGAAAACAAGCCAUAAAAAUACAACUAAAGCUCACACUGCAAUUGUAAUUGCUCGUUACAAUUGCUACAACAGGCAAAUAAUAAUCAUCAAGAGGUCUGCCAAGACCCAUAGCACUUAUCAAGUGAUCUGUGGGAAGAAAGUUAGGAAGCCACUACUUUAGACUAUGUGCAUUCCCGUUGAUGAUAAAUAAAGCAGGCUGGAGCUUUAGGAUGGAAAAACACUGCUUUGCAUUUACAAUCUGUGUGUACAGAAAUAUGUAUGUAAAAGCUUUUUUAUGACUCUUUUUCAUUAAAAGGAAAAAAAAGUUACUGCGUAGCUUUAGGUUUUAUGUUGAGGUGCAUUCCACGAGCCCCUCUUGUGAUGGAAUCCUUGCAGUUGAAUAUAUUCAGGGACCCAAAGAUUCCACCCACACAGGUCUCGUUGCAAAAUUGGAAAGACCUUUUUUCAGCCAUAAGCACAGCAACGUCUUGCAAUACCUUUUGGGAUCAAGCAUACAAUAAUAAUGGAUUUUUCAGCAGACUCUUUUCCUAUUCACUUAACAAUCCUUUACAUAUAUGCAGUAUUAAUUAACAGUUCCAGUUUCAGCUCAAUUAGUAUUGUGUGUGUGUAUUAUUAUUUUUUAAAAGCAGGAUGUAAAAUGUUAAAUUAUUACAUUUUUGUUCCUGGAAUGGAACACUUCAGCCUUCUGAAGAACAAAUGAAGUACAAAGUUUUACAGUGGGGAUUUAAAAAAAAUAAUUGUACAUUUUGUGUAAGCUGAUUUAAGAGCAAAUUCCCUCUUUGAAUAUGUUGAUUAAAGAUGGCAGAGAGAAAUUGACGACAGUGCUUUCAACUGAUCGCUCAAGUUAGAAAUUUGGUUAUGCAAUAGAGUGGAGAUGGUUGCAUUAUCUACUCCUUGUUGCUGCCAAUGGAUUAUUCAUUGAGUGAGUGAAGUUCUGGAGCUGUGUUCUUCAGCUAGUCAGUCUGGAUCUUUGCAGUGAAAAAGCAUGACAGCAAGGAACAGCCAUGUAAUGAAAAGCAAAGGUGUCAAGAGGGCAGACAAAAGAAGGAAUAAGCAUGCAGCGGUUAAAACCUGGUGAUUUCACAAGCAACGUCCACUCAGAAACUCUCAGGAUUAUGGUAUUUAGAAACUCUGUGAUGUGAUUUCAUUUGAUCCUGCCAAUUGUCUGUACCAUUGGCAAAUUAAUUCCCGUGCAAUAUUAUCUGAAAUUCUAACCAAAGCCUUGGCAUUUAGAAUGCAACGUGGCCUUUUAGAGAGAGAAGCAAAACCUGGAGCUUCCGUCUUCCUCAGAGGAUAACAUUUUAGCACUUUCUCUCCAAUAGGAAUCUUCCUUGGUGUGUGUAUAUGUUAAGUAUUGUCAGGAAAUACUUAAAAGGAAAAACAAUAAUAGGGCUUGUUUGGUGUAAAGCAUAUUUCUUUUUCUUUCACCAGAUACAUUGAUAGAAGCAGCAUUUUCAAGUCUAGCAUAUCAUUUUAUUAUCGGUAUUUUAGAUUAAAUAUUUAUUUGACUAUGUACAAUGAUCAAACAGCAGAAAGCAAAAGAUUCUUCCCAGUGGUGCCUUACUGUUACUAAAAAGCCACUUUUAAAAUAUCCAAAUGGCUGCUGUCUUUUUUAAAACAACAACAAAAAUUAGAUCAUGUUCCCACAGCCCCCAGAAUUUCAAAUAUAAAAUUGUACUUUGUAUAUGGUGUAGUGUUUAAGCCCCAUCUCUUUUCCCAUUGGUUGUCUUAACAUCUAACCCUGAAGCCCACUGUAUAGAAAUAUUUUGGAUUUCAGUAAGACUUGUUAAAAUACUCUUUUUGGUAUGUAUAUUCAGGCAAGUUACAUAGAUCAAUACAAUUUCCAAAUGAAUGAGUUUAAGACCGAGAUCUUAAAAUGAGCAAAAGUUUUAAACCCUACAGAUGUUUUUACCCCUAUUUUUACCCGUUUUUACAGAUGUUUAAACCCUACAGAUGAUUUGAUUCAUCAAAUGGAUCGUGAACUUACAGAGCAAGUUCCAUUAUAUAAUACAGAGCUUUCUAAACGUUCCCCAUGCUCCUCCCGGGACUGGAAAGGGGUUCUUUACUUUAACCUCUUGUUUACUAGUAAAACUGAAUUACUGUGUCAUGAUGCAUGCCUAAAAAAUGUUGUCACCAACAUGGAAAGUUUGGAAACCUCUGAUAUAAUACAUACUCACCACUUUUUUAUAUAUAUGAGAUUGCACAGGUGUAUUAGAGUAAAACAAUGCCCAUAAUGUAAAUAAGAUUUUUUUCUAUUUGACUUUGCUUUGUGUUAUUAACAUGCAUAUCUUAAAAUAUGUUAUCACUGUGACUCAAAUUGUGAGAAACCAGGUAACAAAUAAACUUGUGUCUGUCCAAAGCAAAAAUAAAAAUAAAAUUGGAGCAA
Molecule: messenger RNA, 6720 nt
Organism: Podarcis muralis (Common wall lizard)
Lineage: Eukaryota; Metazoa; Chordata; Lepidosauria; Squamata; Lacertidae
Gene: WIPF1
Product: WAS/WASL interacting protein family member 1
Biological process (GO): actin filament-based movement
Cellular component (GO): actin filament
Molecular function (GO): actin binding
Source: RefSeq, a predicted model, not a curated record